Molecule: messenger RNA, 691 nt
Organism: Ylistrum balloti
Lineage: Eukaryota; Metazoa; Mollusca; Bivalvia; Pectinida; Pectinidae
Exons: 10
Coding region: 9-467 (152 amino acids)
Source: RefSeq, a predicted model, not a curated record
GAACGAAGAUGCAGUUCUUUUUUGUCUUUGUGUGUCUGGUGGCUUUGGCCUCGAGUCAUCCUCAUAAUAAGAAGAGGGCACAUGAAAAGCGAAGAAAAACUUUGAAUGCUCCAGAGCGGGAUCCGCUUCAGUUGAAACGGAGUGACGACACCACAUCAGACUAUGGUUUCAAACGGAGUGACGACACCACAUCAGACUAUGGUUUCAAACGGAGUGACGACACCACAUCAGACUAUGGAUUUAAACGGAGUGACGACACCACAUCAGACUAUGGUUUCAAACGGAGUGACGACACCACAUCAGACUAUGGUUUCAAACGGAGUGACGACACCACAUCAGACUAUGGUCUUGAAAGACGCGAAAAUGCUGAACUCGAAACGAAAGGGAAAGAAAUGAACAGGAAGGAAGAUGCUGACAGACAAGAGAUUGUAGAACUUCUGAGGAAGUUCCUGGAGAACCACAAGUAAAAGGAUACCGAGACCGACCAAGCAAUGUAUACAGACCACGUGACAACUACUUAAACUUUCAUAGCCUUUCUUUCUCUACCUUUUUCUAUUCAACGCCAUACUUGUAAAUGCACGCGCACAUUACAUGUUCAUGGAAUAUGAUAUCGAUUUCGAUGGAUUCAUGCUAUUUAUAAUGUGAAUAACUGCGCGUGAUUUCCAUAUUAAUAAAUUCCUAUGCAGCAUUA